AUCUUCACUAUCCAAAACAUAAGUAGUCUCACCCAAUGGGGGGUACUAAUGCUCUUCUUCUCACUUCAUUCUCUCCUCCCUCCCCCCGCUAUGGCUUCCGUCACCGGCUCUGCCUCUCGUCUCCUCCCCUCCGCCACCAUCGCCGCCACCUCCGCAUCUACUACCACCAGACUUUCCCUUUCAUUCUCUUCUUCUUCUCCUCCUCUUAAAUGCCUUCGUUCAUCUCCUCUCCUUCCCCAUAUCUUCCGCUAUCAGAAGAAAUCGUUGGUUGGAACAUCUAGUGGAAGAUUCAUCACAUUGGCCUCACCGAAAUGCGCUGCUUCUGAUCCUGAUCAGUUGAAAAGUGCAAGAGAAGACAUCAAAGAGAUGUUGAAGACCACCUUCUGUCAUCCUAUUUUGGUUCGGUUAGGGUGGCAUGAUGCUGGAACUUAUAAUGAGAGCAUCGAGGACUGGCCACAAAGAGGUGGAGCUAAUGGAAGCUUAAGAUUUGAAGUUGAACUAAAACAUGGAGCAAAUGCUGGACUUGUAAAUGCACUCAAACUUCUCCAGCCAAUCAAAGAAAAGUAUGCUGGCGUGACAUAUGCAGACUUAUUUCAAUUGGCCAGUGCCAUUGCUAUUGAGGAGGCUGGAGGCCCAAAAAUUCCCAUGAAAUAUGGGAGAGUAGAUGUCUCUGGACCUGAGCAAUGCCCAGAAGAGGGAAGGCUUCCUGAUGCUGGUCCCCCUUCCCCUUCUUCUCAUUUGCGAGAUGUCUUCUACAGAAUGGGACUAAACGAUAAGGAAAUUGUCGCACUUUCUGGUGCACACACUUUGGGGAGAUCCAGACCAGAGCGUAGUGGUUGGGGCAAACCAGAAACGAAAUACACGAAAGAUGGACCAGGAACCCCUGGAGGACAAUCGUGGACUGUGCAGUGGUUGAAAUUUGACAAUUCCUACUUUAAGGACAUUAAAGAGAGAAGAGAUGAAGAUCUGCUAGUUUUGCCAACAGAUGCGGUUCUUUUUGAAGAUUCUUCAUUUAAGGAAUAUGCAGAGAAGUAUGCUACAAAUCAAGAUGUAUUUUUAAGAGAUUACGCGGAAGCCCAUGCCAAACUGAGCAACCUUGGAGCUAAAUUUGAUCCUCCCGAGGGUUUCUCAAUAGACAAUAAUCCUACACAAAGUCAGCCAGAGAAGUUUGUGGCAGCAAAAUACUCAACUGGAAAGAGAGAGCUCUCGGAUGCUAUGAAACAAAAGAUUCAAGCAGAAUAUGAAGGUUUGGGAGGAAGCCCAGGUAUAAGAGCAAAAGAGGCUUAUGAGACAUGAUGGUAUGGUUGAAGGAGCUUUGACAGCCAACUAUAAGACCCAAAGCAAGGGUAAUAAUUCAAGGAGAACCUACUCAUCUUGUCAGCACUGCGGCAAAAUAGAUAAUCCUCCAUUUAAAUGUUGGAAGAGACCAAAUGCACAAUACAAGAUAUGAAAUCAACUUGGCCAUGAAGCUGUGAUUUGCAAAAACAAAUCUCAAAAAUAUGAAGCAGGUGCCCAAGUCACCAAAAAAGAAGAAGAUCACUUAUUUGUGGCAACAUAUUCUUCAACCAAGAAAUUUGAUUUUUGGAUGAUUGACAGUGGUUGUAAACCACAUGACAUGUGACAAAACUGUUUUUAAAGAGUUUAUGCCUUUGAAAAAUAAGAAAAUCAGAAUUGAGAAUGAUGACUAUAUUCCUACAGAAGGAAAAAGGAAAUUUGCAAUCAAAACAAUUUCUGGUACCAAAAUAAUUUCAAAUGUCCUUUAUGUGCCCGAUAUUGCUAAAAGUUUGUUAAGUGUUGGUCAGCUAAUAGAUUUCUUUGGAGACAAAUAUUGUCGAAUUUUUGACUCUACUAAUCAUGAGAUUUUACAAGUUGAUAUGUGAGACAAAAACUUCUUAUUUAAUCCAAUAGAAGAUACACACGAGGUUAAAUUCCUGCAACAAUUUUUGAUCCAAGAGGAGUGUUGAAGAUAUGUCUCUGCAAUAUACAAUUUUUGAUCCAAGGAAGAGUGUUGAGAAUAAGUCUCAGAAAUAAAGUAAAGUAGAUAACUUUUAGUAGUUUUAAAUUAUUAGAUUUCUAUGUGACUUAGUAAUUAGUUAUUCCUUUGUUAUUUGAAUUUAAAUUUGAAUUGAAGUCUAAUUAGAAAUUUAGCUAUAAAUAUAUGUUUUGAGUUAUUAAUAAAAUAGUUUCUUUGACAAUACAAUUACAAUAUUUUUUCUUUAAGUCUAUUUCUGUUAUUUCUUUAAUUUCAAAGCUAAAACCCAACAGUAUCAAAGGUCAACUUGCACUCUAGGUCAGAAAUCAUGGAUAUGUCAGUGGAUGCUGGAAAUUUGUCGCAGCUAGAAAAAUGUCCCCGUCAUGUACAUGUCAAAAUAAGAAGUCCAUUAUGUUACUCUUUUCUCCCAUUCUGGAUAGGUUAAUUCGACACCAUGAAGUGAGUCCUUUCUUCCGUUUUUACAGUUUUAGAAUUAGCUAAUUAAUCCACAGAAGUGGAAAGCUGUAAAUGUGAAGAAAAUGAAUAAACUAUUUUCCUUCGUUUUCCACUAUCUGUUGAACAGCCAUGGAAAAGACAGAAAAGCAAGAACAGAUUUAUUAAAAAUAUUUUCUCACGUUUUCAAUAACAUUUGGUUGGAUUACCAAACGUGUCUUGGCCAGACAUUAUAUGUCAAAUUUAGGAAGACUUGUUAGCAACAGACCGAUCAACUGGAUCAAGAAGCACCGGAGAGCAUAUCCUCCAGAAAGCAUAGAGAAAACAUAACAACACUAGUGUGGAAUACUAGGCAUAUGCACUGUAUGAACUAACCUUGGCAAUGUACAGUGAAUGAAAGAUACUGUAUUGCCUUCCAUGUACAGGGUUAAAAUAGCCGUAACACGUGGACAAGUUAGAUGCUGACA
This is a messenger RNA of Capsicum annuum, 2892 nucleotides long. Its product is annotated as probable L-ascorbate peroxidase 6, chloroplastic/mitochondrial. The coding region runs from base 49 to 1296 and encodes 415 amino acids. The record is from RefSeq and is a predicted model, not a curated record. NCBI's taxonomy places the organism in Eukaryota, Viridiplantae, Streptophyta, Magnoliopsida, Solanales, Solanaceae. Gene Ontology annotation, molecular function: peroxidase activity; heme binding. The transcript is spliced from 13 exons. Gene Ontology annotation, biological process: cellular response to oxidative stress; hydrogen peroxide catabolic process; response to reactive oxygen species.